This is a messenger RNA of Ylistrum balloti, 688 nucleotides long. RefSeq names its product ubiquitin-conjugating enzyme E2 T-like. The record is from RefSeq and is a predicted model, not a curated record. Bases 7 to 624 code for a protein of 205 amino acids. Lineage: Eukaryota; Metazoa; Mollusca; Bivalvia; Pectinida; Pectinidae. The transcript has 6 exons.
AUAAUAAUGCAGCGUGUAAGCCGAAUGAAGAAGGAAAUCAAGAUGCUAUCGGAAUCCCCACCUCACGGGAUAUCUUGUUGGCCAAAGGACGAUAAAAUAGACCAGCUUGAAGCACAAAUUCUUGGUGGAGAGGGCACUCCAUAUGAAAAUGGAAUAUUUAAGAUUGAAAUUCAAAUUCCAGAGAGGUAUCCUUUUGAGCCACCAAAGGUGCGGUUUAUUACUCCCAUAUACCACCCCAACAUUGAUAAUGGUGGACGCAUCUGUUUGGAUACCCUUAAAAUGCCUCCUAAGGGAGCAUGGAAGCCAUGUUUGAACGUCAGUACUGUCCUUACGACUAUACAGCUUCUAAUGGCUGAACCCAACCCAGAAGAUCCCCUCAUGACAGAAAUUUCAAAUGAAUAUAAAUACAACAAGGUUUUGUACCUACAACAUGCCAAGGACUGGACAAAACAACAUGCUAUGCCAGAAAUCACUAAACCUCAACAGCCAACAAACCUCAGUGACGCGAAGAUGGGACAGGAGAAUUCUCUUCAAACAUUGAAAACAAAAUCUGAACCGCCAAAUUCGGGUAUCAAGAGGCAACAAGCCAUAGCAGACAUUACAAACAAAAAACCCAGAAGUUGAUACUGAAAAUCUCAACUGGAUGUCACUAAGAAUGAGAGAAGCUUAUGAUAGGAAGCAUUCCUAA